AUUGUUGCCUCGUAAACUGAUAUGGAACGUAAAAUUGAAAUUUAUAAAUUUUCAAAUCGAACACGACAACUAUUUGUUCGGUUAUUAGCUCUAGUAAAAUGGGCUAAUAGUGCUUCAAAAGUAGAUAAAUCUACUCAAAUAAUGGGAUUUCUUGAUAAGCAGUCUUUGUUAUUUAUAGACACUGCUGAUAUGUUAUCUCGAGUUGCUCGGGAAACUGUUGUUUCUGCUCGAUUGCCCAAUUUUCAUAUACCAUCUGCAGUUGAAGUUUUAACCACAGGCACUUUUUCACGGUUACCGGCUUGUAUUCGUGAACGUAUCGUUCCCCCAGAUAAAAUCACACCAGCUGAAAAACGUGAGACAUUGCUCCAACUUAAUAGAGUUAUUCAACACCGAAUGGUUUGCAGUAAUUUAAUUAAUGAAAUGAGUUGCAAGAAAGUAGCCAACGGCCGAGUAACGUUUCGAGUGGAAAAUGAGUUUCAAGUUUCUUUAACAUUAAUGGGAGACAACCCUAAUAUACCAUGGCGAUUAUUAGACAUUGAAAUAUUGGUCGAAGACAAAGAAACUGGAGAAGGAAAACCUUUGGUACAUCCACGUCAGGUGCAAUAUAUUCACCAAGUUGUUCAAGCAAGAUUAUUGGAAUGUUGUAGUACAGGAGGUGAACCAUUGACUCAAGUGUAUAUGGUAUUACACUAUUUUUGUCAAUCUUUGCAGUUAGAAGUACUAUUUUCACAAACCAGAGCUUUAUAUAAAGAUAGGCUAGAAGGGCAUAUACACAUAACAGAGUAUACAGCUGGCAAGUGUCUUGUAGUUUCUUAUUGGAGAGAACUUUCACGUAGUGUAUCUGAACAAUUUGGAUACUCGUUAACAAUCUAUGUAGACGAUAAGGAACCUAAUAAGCCAUUAGGUAUUUUACAUUCACCAUCACUUGGUACAAAAGAUGCAGAGAUAACAGAAAAAUCAAUUGGUACAGAUUCAUUGUCAAUGGAAAGACUAUUAGUGCAUACAAUUCAUGUACGUACAAAAAUUCGUCUCUCUGAACUUAAAGUAGAAUUAGAAAAUUUGUUAAAAGAUGUAGAAUGUACUUUGCAAGGUUCACCGUCUAUUUUAUCGGUCGCAAUACUUAAUCCUUGUUUACGUGCUGAACAGUUAUUGAUAACUGUCGACACACAUACUGGUAUGCUUCAAUGCCAUGUUCCUGAGUUCAGUCCUCCAAGUAUGGUUGCAUUACAACAAGCACUGAAUAAUGAGCAUAGUAAAGUACCUUUACUUAUAAGUGAUUUAAGAUUUUGGAUUACUCAGCGUCGGUGUGAAACAACUUUGCAACAUCUUCCUGGAACGGCUUAUGAAAGAUUACCAUUAUUACAUCAUGCAGAUCAUCCUAUGUCAAAAAUAAGUCGACAUCGGAUGUAUAUAAAACUGCAUAAAAUUUCAAAUAUGAUAGUGAUUGUUGAGUUUGCUGAAAAUGAAAAAUCCCCUUGUAGAAUCGAGUAUAAAUUUUAUCUAGCUAAUGUGAAAAAAUCAUCGAUUGAAGAUAAUCCUAAUGAUGAAUCUAUUGAGGUAGACAUACCAAAAAUGUACCUAAAAGUUAUGACAUUAUUGACAAUAGAAAAAUUUGUCGCUACACAUGGUCCUUUUACAGCUGUUAUUGAAGAAGAUCAAGAAAAAAUGGAUCCCAAUAGUCGUAAAAGAGUUAUUGUACGUCCAGAUAAACCAAGGAAAUUACUUAAACAUCCAGCUUACUUUAUACCCGAACUUGCUCAUAUUGUAGCCUUGUGCGACGAAAGACUGCCAUUUACUGUACUAGCUCAAGAAUUGACAAAAUGUGGCAUCAGUAAUCAAGGUGUUCAAGUUGAAGCAAAUGCUACAACUUUUGUUUUAAAAAUUUUAUCAUUACCACCUCCAUCUGGUAUUGAAGCAUCAAAUCCUAAAUGGAUAUCAUUAUGCAAGCGAGUUCUGUCCAUUUCUAUACGGGUAUAUGGUAAAGGCUCAACUCGAUGUUGGACGACUGAAUAUGUGUUUUAUGGAAGUCCCUUACCCAGUAGACAUAGUCGAGAACAAGGAGCUAGACGACCAGUUUACAUUAAUUAUGAUGUCAGUGUUGCUGAAAACAUGUCA
Molecule: messenger RNA, 2115 nt
Organism: Acyrthosiphon pisum (pea aphid)
Lineage: Eukaryota; Metazoa; Arthropoda; Insecta; Hemiptera; Aphididae
Product: mediator of RNA polymerase II transcription subunit 14-like
Exons: 1
Biological process (GO): regulation of transcription by RNA polymerase II
Cellular component (GO): core mediator complex; mediator complex
Molecular function (GO): transcription coregulator activity
Source: RefSeq, a predicted model, not a curated record